AUGGCACCUCCUCAAGAAGCUCUCGACUUUAUUGAGUUCGUCAAUGAGUCGCCAACCCCUUAUCAUGCCGUCCAGUCUGCCUCGACUCGCUUCGAAAAGGCCGGUUUCAAGCUUAUCCGUGAGCGCGACUCUUGGGCUUCCACCCUCCGACCUGGCGGCAAAUACUACCUCACCCGCAAUGCUUCGACUAUCGUAGCCUUCACUAUCGGUCGAAAGUGGCGCCCUGGAAACCCUGUCGCCAUCAUUGGAGCCCAUACCGACUCUCCCUGCCUUCGACUGAAGCCCGUAUCUAAGAAGAGCAACGUUGGUUACCUCCAGAUCGGCGUUGAGACAUAUGGCGGCGGUAUCUGGACCUCUUGGUUCGAUCGCGACUUGAGUAUCGCCGGCCGUGUCCUGGUCAAGGAGGGCGACAACUUUGUUUCCAAACUCGUCAAGGUUGACAAGCCUUUGGUUAGAAUCCCAACCCUCGCCAUUCAUCUCCACCGGCAGACCAACUUCGACCCCAACAAGGAGACCGAGCUUUUCCCCAUUGCAGGACUUGUUGCAGCUGAGCUGAACAAGGGCACAAAGGAUGAGAAGCCCGAGGAGAAGAAGGGUGACAAUGAGGAGGAUGAGGAGUUCAGGCCUCUCAAGGUCAUGGCUGAGAGACACCACCCUCAGGUCCUUGACGUUAUUGCAGCUGAGGCGGGAGUCGAGGUUUCUGCGAUUAUAGAUUUUGAGCUGGUUCUCUACGAUACUCAAAAGUCAUGCAUUGGUGGCCUUAGCGACGAGUUUAUCUUUUCCCCUCGUCUCGAUAACCUUGGCAUGACAUACUGCUCAGUAGAGGGACUUAUCGAGUCCGUCAAGGAUGAGUCCUCACUUGAGGAAGAUAGCACCAUCCGAUUGAUCGUUUGCUUUGAUCACGAAGAGAUUGGCUCGACCUCGGCUCAGGGUGCAAACUCCAACCUGUUGCCAUCGGUCAUCCGUCGUCUCUCUGUUCUUCCUGGAAAGGACACUGCUAGUGAAGGUAGCUAUGAGGCUGUCCACCACGACAACGAGGAGGCCACAGCAUACGAGCAGACUCUAUCACGAUCUUUCCUCGUAUCUGCUGAUAUGGCCCACUCUGUGCAUCCCAACUAUGCUGGCAAAUACGAGUCUUCGCAUCAGCCAGCCAUGAACGGCGGAACUGUUAUCAAGAUCAACGCCAACCAGCGAUACGCCACCAACUCCCCAGGAAUAGUACUCCUUCAGGAGUGUGCUCGCACAGUCGGUGUUCCUCUUCAGCUCUUUGUCGUCCGCAACGAUUCGCCCUGCGGUAGCACCAUCGGACCCGGUCUCGCCGCCGCCCUUGGCAUGAGGACUCUGGACCUCGGCAACCCGCAGCUCAGCAUGCACAGCAUUCGUGAGACGGGAGGUACUGCCGAUGUCGCAUACGGUAUCAAGCUGUUCAAGGGAUUCUUUGAGAACUAUGGAUCCCUGGAGCCCAAGAUUCUCAUCGAUUAA
Molecule: messenger RNA, 1482 nt
Organism: Fusarium mangiferae
Lineage: Eukaryota; Fungi; Ascomycota; Sordariomycetes; Hypocreales; Nectriaceae
Product: putative aspartyl aminopeptidase
Exons: 2
Coding region: 1-1482 (493 amino acids)
Biological process (GO): proteolysis
Cellular component (GO): fungal-type vacuole
Molecular function (GO): metalloaminopeptidase activity; zinc ion binding
Source: RefSeq, a predicted model, not a curated record